GAGGAAAUCCUGGAGGAGAAGAAGAGGGAGGACGACGCAGAAGUGGCCUUCAAUGAAGAUCUAGUCUGCCAGCAUGGAGGACUGUGCUUGUCGGAGGGGGAGAGACGGCUGAUAUCAGACACAGCCUGGCACAAGCUGAAGGAGUAUUUUUCCCUACCGCUCCGGAGUUCCAACACGACCAGGAUCCAUGCAUACAGUGCAAGAUUCUGGAGGAAGAAGGGGAGCAGCAUGACGCUCUUCAUAAAAGAAUGGCGAACGAACAGAAGAUGGCCCUUCCUAACCUCUUCCAGGACAAGAACCGGGCCGACCGGAGGGGCGUGGCCUCAGGUAGGUCCUGCCUUUGCUGGUCGGUCAUUAAGACGUGAAGCCGUCCCGGAGGUAAACCUCUUCUAUUGAUUCGCAGGAGACGUCAGAACUGUAUAUAGUGUCUCAAAUGUUUGUGGAAGAAUGGAGGGAAAUUCAUCAGGCGGCCUACUAAGAGCGGCCCCGUGUCGUCUGUAGGGAACGGCUUCCUCCUGUGUCCUCAUGGCGGCCUCAUGUUCUCCUUCUCCAACAUGACAAAAGAAGAUUCCAAA
Molecule: messenger RNA, 575 nt
Organism: Staurois parvus
Lineage: Eukaryota; Metazoa; Chordata; Amphibia; Anura; Ranidae
Source: the annotation of a GenBank genome assembly